This is a messenger RNA of Camellia sinensis, 1143 nucleotides long. RefSeq names its product Polynucleotidyl transferase, ribonuclease H-like superfamily protein. Gene Ontology annotation, molecular function: 3'-5' exonuclease activity; nucleic acid binding. Lineage: Eukaryota; Viridiplantae; Streptophyta; Magnoliopsida; Ericales; Theaceae. The record is from RefSeq and is a predicted model, not a curated record.
CAUUUCAUUUCUCUUUCUCUUCUCCUCCCUCUCCUUUUCUCGGUUUAUAUAAACAUGAACGAGAACGACAAAGCGGACAUAACAUAACCUGCCAAUCUUCUUAACAACAAAGUUGGUACAUACUAGAAUUUAGUUGCCAAUCUCAAUCACAACCAGAAUAUUAAUGGCAGUUCCAAAAUCAAGAAAUGUUACAGCUGAGAUUGUUUUCUUCGACUUGGAAACAACGGUGCCCAAUAGAGUCGGACAAAGGUUCUGGGUAUUGGAGUUUGGUGCAAUUGUAGUCUGUCCUCGAAAACUCAUUGAGCUGGAGAGCUAUUGCACGCUGAUUAGACCUGGGGAUUUGUCAGUAGUUUCUGUGAAGUCAAGCAGGCCUGAUGGCAUAACUCAACAAGCAGUCAAGAAUGCGCCUUUGUUUGAGGAAGUUGCAGACAAGAUAUUUAGCAUUCUUGAUGGGAGGGUUUGGGCUGGUCAUAACAUACAACGAUUCGACUGCGUUCGUAUUAGGGAGGCCUUCAAGGAGAUUGGUAGGCCUGCACCACUGCCUUCCGGGAUGAUUGAUUCGUUGGGUGUUCUGACAGAUAAGUUUGGCAGAAGAGCUGGUAAUAUGAAGAUGGCAACAUUGGCUGCUUACUUUGGACUUGGGCAGCAAAAACAUAGGAGCCUUGAUGAUGUGCGCAUGAAUUUGGAAGUCCUCAAACAUUGUGCAACUGUGCUGUUUCUGGAAUCAAGCCUCCCAAAUGUGCUGAACGGGAAAUGGCAUGGCUCUCCCACGGUGACAACAAGAAGCAGAAGUAUGUUGGAAUCAAAUCUCCCCAAUAUGUCGAAUGGAAGCUGGGACGGUCAUCCAAGCAUCACCCCAACAAAAAGCAAGAGUUUUAUUGGGAAAUUUCCAUGCAGAGAAGAAAGUAGCAGCCGCAAAUCUCCUCCAACUUCUCUGAGUUAUCAUAGAGCUGUUCCCUAUGCAAGGGGAAGUUUAGGAAAGAUGACCGAAAGAGUGGCAAAUAUACUUUGUAAAGCCCAAAAUAAACCUCUCAGUAAUUUAUUGAAGCAUUCCCACUCACUGCUUCGAUAAGAAAGAAUGAGGUGGCCUCCUAUUGUGGCAUCUGUCUUUGGAUCCUUGUUCCAUUUCUGUUCUAUCACGAG